GCUCUCUCCAACCUCAACCCCCGACCUGAACGAGGGAGAUCCGCCGUUCUCAAAAUCAUAUCACUCUAUUUGAGGAUCUAAGCGACCUGGGCAUCGAUCAUGUCGAAUUUCGAGCCGAAUGCCGUGAUUCGCGGCGCCCAGCUCACCAUCGUAGGAACUAUUCGUGUCCUGAAAAACCCCGAACUCUUCAAGUAUGACCACUUCCGACAGGCCGCUCUGGCAGUGGCAGUGGGAAUCAUCAUCCAGUUGAUCAUUCAAAUUCCGAUCAUUGGAGUACGAUUUCUCCUCUGGACGACUUCAUUGUUCGUCGACUUACAGAGCGCCUCCUGGGAUGACUCGAUUUUGGAGGGUUUGAACUUCCUGAACCAGUCGGUCCUCCAGGUGCCAUUUUUACUCAUGACGCUGAUGCGUUACGUGACGCCCACCCUGGACGAGAUCUUCAUGCAAUCUCUUCAAUGGGUCGAUACGACCUAUGUCACGAAACACAAAGCGGAAGACCCUUCUACUCUACGUGCCAUGUACUAUCCGCACCUGGUGCAGUACUCCACCAAAGGCGGCACGGGAGUAUCGAAGCCUGUGCCCGAAGCAAUCAUGCUGUUUAUGCGCAGAUACGGACGCAAAGUUGGCAUGAUGUUGGGUGUCUAUCUGCUUUCUCUUGUUCCUAUAAUUGGCCGGUUCGUGAUGCCUGCUGCCUCGUUCUACACCUUUCAGUCGGCGGUCGGGACCACACCGGCUGCGGUGAUCUUCGGAACCGGGCUUGUGCUACCCAAGAGUUUCAUCGUGUCCUUCCUUCACACUUACUUUUCCUCGCGCAGUCUAAUGCGAGAACUGCUGGAACCGUACUUUUGCCGAAUCCGCUUUGCCCCCGAGCAGAAGCGUCGCUGGUUCCUGGAUAGAGAAGGUGUCCUGUUCGGCUUUGCGUUCGCUUUCACCGUUGUCCUAAAAACCCCCUACAUUGGGGUCCUCAUGUACGGCGUGGCUGAAGCAUCCACUGCUUAUUUGAUCACCAAGAUCACAGAUCCCCCGCCGAAUCCCGACCAGAGCGAGGGUUUUGCGGAGAGCCAGGUGACUUGGGCCAACAAGCAUGACUUCCUCCAGCUUUCGCUCGAGAACUUGGACAAGAUCAAUGAGGCAGCUGUUAAGAAGCGUGAGGAGAGGAAGGCGGAUACUCCUGAUCUUACUCCUCGAAAGUUCUAUUAGCGAUUCGGGGGAAUGUUCUGAUAGUCGGGGAAAGGUUCUGAUGAUAAAAUUGUACGAGGCAGCAUCAAGUAUGACAUCAAAUUUCGGGGGCAUUAGCUGAGACUGGUUGCAUGUAUCUUAGCAUCUUGUUUCAUGAAAGGGAAUAGACAUUUAGUUUCAACGCAUAUAAUUCUCCUCAAACGGUGUCUCCACCGGCAUUUACUGGCAGCCACCAAGUCACAUGAGCGGGGUCAUCUCUAUCAAAUGGCGAAGAUAA
Messenger RNA from Aspergillus candidus, 1456 nucleotides. It is a transcript of the gene usgS, whose product is annotated as transmembrane protein UsgS. The transcript has 5 exons. The record is from RefSeq and is a predicted model, not a curated record. Bases 100 to 1200 code for a protein of 366 amino acids. NCBI's taxonomy places the organism in Eukaryota, Fungi, Ascomycota, Eurotiomycetes, Eurotiales, Aspergillaceae.